AACUAGCUUCCACCAUUGCAUGUGCAGAGCUCAUGUUGAAGCAAUUGAACUGUAACUAACUGUUUGUUAAAGAGCAGAGCAUAACUCAAACUAAACUCGAACAAACAUGGCAGAGGAGCAAGCACAAACUGAAGUGAAGCAGCAAGAAGAUAGUGAAGAGCAGGUAGUUACUCCAUGGGUGGCUCAUGCAGGAGAAGGACAGACUGGAAUUGACUAUGAAAAACUUAUCAGGCAAUUUGGAAGUCAAAGAAUUGAUGGUGACAUGAUGCAAAGGAUUGAGUCUGUAACUGGCCAAAAGCCUCAUCACUUUCUGAGGAGAGGGAUUUUCUUCUCACACAGAGAUUUGGCUGGAACUCUGGAUGCGUACUCUAGUAACAAGCCAUUCUACCUCUAUACAGGACGAGGACCAUCUUCUGAGUCCAUGCAUUUGGGACAUCUCAUUCCUUUCAUGUUCACCAAGUACCUCCAGGAUGUGUUUGACGUGCCGCUUGUGGUCCAAAUGACGGACGAUGAGAAGUUUCUCUGGAAGGACCUCACUGUGGAGGAGGCUCAUCGUCUGGCAUUUGAGAAUGCCAAGGACAUUAUAGCCUGUGGGUUUGACAUUGAGAAAACUUUCAUUUUCUCAGACAUUGACUACUUGAGCACUGAGCCAAGCUUUUACAAGAACAUCCUUCGAGCACAAAAGUGUGUGACUGUAAACCAGGCAAAGGGAAUCUUUGGUUUCCAGGACUCCGAUUGCAUUGGAAAGAUUAGCUUCCCUGCAGUCCAAGCUGUACCUUCAUUCAGCACCACUUUCCCAAAGAUCUUUGGGGAGAGCAAAGACGUACAGUGUCUAAUUCCUUGUGCAAUUGAUCAGGAUCCAUACUUUAGGAUGACUCGUGAUAUAGCUCCUCGUCUUGGCUUCCACAAGCCAGCAAUCAUUCACUCCUCAUUCUUUCCUGCGCUGCAAGGGCCCCAGUCAAAAAUGAGCGCAUCUGAUCCCACCUCCUCCAUCUUUUUGACUGAUACUAUGGACCAAAUAAAGAACAAGAUCAACAAGUAUGCUUUCUCUGGAGGACGGGACACAAAGGAGGAACAUGAAGAAUUUGGGGGGAACACAGAACUUGACAUCUCCUACCAGUACCUCACAUUUUUCCUCGAAGAUGAUGAGAAGUUGACUCAUAUCAAGAAGGAGUAUGAGAGUGGUCGUAUGUUGACGGGAGAGUUAAAGAAAGAGCUGAUUUCAGUACUCCAAGCUCUGGUAAGUAAGCAUCAGGAGAGGAGGAAGAAAGUCACUGAUGAUAUCGUCAAGACUUUCAUGAGCUAUCGACCACUGACAUUUAGAGCAGCAGAGUGACUUGAACAAUUUAUUCUCAACUUAUAUAUAGAAUAGAUUAGCAUGAUAAGAGUGAUGACAAUUAUUAUUACAUAAUUAUAGUGGCUAUGCAUAUUAUAUAUACAGUUGUUCGAAUGCAUGGAUUUAUAUGAUUAAAAAUGAA
Molecule: messenger RNA, 1478 nt
Organism: Halichondria panicea
Lineage: Eukaryota; Metazoa; Porifera; Demospongiae; Suberitida; Halichondriidae
Product: tryptophan--tRNA ligase, cytoplasmic-like
Exons: 8
Coding region: 107-1336 (409 amino acids)
Biological process (GO): tryptophanyl-tRNA aminoacylation
Cellular component (GO): cytoplasm
Molecular function (GO): ATP binding; tryptophan-tRNA ligase activity
Source: RefSeq, a predicted model, not a curated record